GAUUAUAAAUUUAAUCCGAAGGCGCUGUAUCGAAGGGACACGAUAAACGAACCGAGGUAGGUCAGUGAUUAGCAGGGAAGAAACCCUAACGAGUCGGAGGGGGUAAACUAAUCUUGCUCCGGUUGGAUUUUUUUUUUAUAAUUAUUCUCGAAGUGAUUACGGUGGUGCUUGAGGUUUCGGGUUUUUGCUGAUGGCUUCUAAGAGAAUUCAGAAGGAGUUGAAGGACUUGCAGAAGGAUCCUCCAACAUCAUGCAGCGCUGGUCCUGUAGCUGAGGACAUGUUUCAUUGGCAAGCAACGAUUAUGGGACCUGCUGACAGCCCCUUUGCUGGUGGAGUUUUCCUCGUUUCUAUUCACUUCCCACCGGACUACCCUUUCAAACCCCCAAAGGUCUCAUUCCGCACCAAAGUUUUCCAUCCAAACAUCAAUAGCAACGGCAGCAUCUGCCUUGACAUUCUCAAGGAGCAGUGGAGUCCUGCUCUCACUAUAUCAAAGGUUUUACUGUCAAUCUGCUCACUUCUAACGGACCCAAACCCGGACGACCCUCUGGUGCCCGAGAUUGCCCAUAUGUAUAAGACUGACAGAGCCAAAUAUGAAACAACCGCUCGAUCCUGGACUCAGAAAUACGCUAUGGGCUGAGAAAAUAUCCGUUCGGGGUCAAAAAUCUCGCAUGCUAUUUAGGUACUAAAUAAAGACUUUGAUAUGGUUCAGUGACUAAAGUUUGGGUCUUUGCCAUGAUUUUACUACUAAUGUCCUUAUAUCAAGGCAGUUGUUAUGUGAUUAUGUUUUGCCGUUUAUUGGCUUCUGACUGUGAUUUCCUAUGAAUUAGCAAUUAGCACCCUGUCUGUACGUAUGAAAUUAUAGUUAUGAAUAUCGGUUCUGUUAUAAUUUUUGUAGGGUGCUGGUUUUUUUUUUCUUCUAAAAUCAUUUCUUUUCAUCUUGUAUUGUCAAAUCAGUUUUUGA
Messenger RNA from Dendrobium catenatum, 961 nucleotides. Its product is annotated as ubiquitin-conjugating enzyme E2-17 kDa. Gene Ontology annotation, molecular function: ubiquitin conjugating enzyme activity. The coding region runs from base 191 to 637 and encodes 148 amino acids. The transcript has 5 exons. Gene Ontology annotation, cellular component: nucleus. Lineage: Eukaryota; Viridiplantae; Streptophyta; Magnoliopsida; Asparagales; Orchidaceae. Gene Ontology annotation, biological process: protein polyubiquitination. The record is from RefSeq and is a predicted model, not a curated record.